Molecule: messenger RNA, 1599 nt
Organism: Heterobasidion irregulare TC 32-1
Lineage: Eukaryota; Fungi; Basidiomycota; Agaricomycetes; Russulales; Bondarzewiaceae
Exons: 13
Coding region: 57-1466 (469 amino acids)
Biological process (GO): protein peptidyl-prolyl isomerization; protein folding
Cellular component (GO): catalytic step 2 spliceosome
Molecular function (GO): peptidyl-prolyl cis-trans isomerase activity
Source: RefSeq, a predicted model, not a curated record
CGCAUCUUCCGGCUUUUCACCUUCUGUACUAGCCUCUUGUUAUCGGGGUAUACUUCAUGGCGCUUCCAACUAAGGGCCGUGUUAUCAUCGACACGACGGCAGGCGAGAUUGGUAUUGAGCUAUGGGCGAAAGAAACGCCUAAAGCAUGUCGGAACUUUUUAGCCCUUGCUAUGGAAGGGUACUAUGAUGGUGUCAUCUUUCACCGUGUUGUUCCGGACUUUCUAGUACAAACGGGCGACAGGACAGGAACGGGUGGAGGAGGGGAGUCGUUCUACGGAGAGCCAUUUGAAGAUGAGAUCCAUCCGCGGUUACGGUUCGCGCAUCGUGGGCUGGUGGCAAUGGCCAAUAACGGGGCCAAAAAUUCGAAUGAUUCGCAGUUCUUCAUCACACUAGACCGAGCUGAUGAGCUUCAUGGCAAGCACACAUUGUUUGGCAGAUGCAUCGGCGAUACCAUUUAUAAUGUGAUGAAAAUUGGUGCCAUGGAAAUCGACGACGAUGGGCGCCCACUCUACCCUCCAAAGAUUAAGGGCAUCAGAAUCGUGGACAACCCAUUUGAUGACAUUGUUCCUCGCAUCACGGCCGACGAGAAGCGAGUACAGCUAAGAGCAAGGGAGCAAGGGAAGCGUGAACGCGAGGAGCAGGAGCGGCGUAGAGGCGCAAAAAAGGACACCAAACUGCUGAGCUUUGGCGCUGACGAGGACCUUGAGGCCGAUGAGGUAAACGUGUCAGUUCACAAGAAAAACAUAGCUCGACCUGAUUUGGCCGAUUCUCCUUUACAACCCGUCGCAGUCCCCGACUUCAUGGCUCCUGGACCUCCAAGGUCAGUGAAAUCGGAUGAUCAACCUGUUGAGAGCAAGAAAGAACGGAAAGCAAAAGAGAAAUUUGACCAAACGAAAGAUGACAUAGCAAGUAUCCGAAAGAAAUACUCGGAGGAACAGACUGUAUCCAGUAACUCUCGGCAAGCGGAAAUCGAGAGAAUGGAGGCUGAGAUCCGGAAAUUGACCAAGCGACGAGAUGACGACAGCGACGAUGAACCCAGCAAGAAAAGGGCAAAAAGCUCAUAUUUGGAGGUAGAACUCGCGAGAUACUCGAAAGGUCGAGGACUACAUCGAAAAGAUAGGAAAAAGGACGAAUCCGGGGUUCUCGCCGCAUUGACAAGUUUCAGAACAAAGCUGAAGGGAUCGGCUCCAAGCAAAAUCGAGAUCAACGUGAAUUCAACCGAGGGAGAAGGGGAGCAGGAAGCUUCGAUGGGUGGAAUUGAAGAAGGGAUGGAAGUAGACGAUGAUACAGGGUUCAUGUCGCAUCUUCUCGCCUUCCCGAAGGACAAUGAGGACGAGGCCCAAAAGGCGGAAAGGGACUACGAGGUCAUUGAUCCGCGCCAACGUGGUGCACGAGCAAAAGAGGAGGAGCGCGAGAGGAAGAGACUGCAGAAUGUCAAAAGAGGUGGACGGGUUCAUCGUAGGUAGCCGGUGCAAAAGAGUCUGAUUGAGUUUCAUUGAGCUGGAGACUCAGUCGAAUUGUGCUUGACAUGCGCUUUUCUUAGCCUUGUCGUUGUUGUCCUCAUGCUACCACUCUACCAACAUGGUUCUUUUGUCUGCG